This is a messenger RNA of Homo sapiens (human), 1811 nucleotides long. RefSeq names its product mitochondrial transcription rescue factor 1 (gene MTRES1). Gene Ontology annotation, cellular component: mitochondrial matrix. The transcript has 4 exons. NCBI's taxonomy places the organism in Eukaryota, Metazoa, Chordata, Mammalia, Primates, Hominidae. The record is from RefSeq and is a predicted model, not a curated record. The coding region runs from base 649 to 1461 and encodes 270 amino acids.
GCGCAGAUAGGGGUAGCCUGGAGGCCUGCAGUCCGCGCGGCCGCGGGGAGGGACGAGAGGGCCUGACGUACAGGUGAGUGCGCCUCUGCUGGCGCGCCGCGCCGGGCCCCCUGCCCGCGCCCCCUGUCACUUCGCCUCUCCGCCCCGCCCACGCUCCCGCCGGGUCUCCCCGUGAGUGUCCCGUGUCCUGCCAGCCUCGGGACGCCCCGCGAGCUCAGGGCUGCGCAGGGACUGUGGUAAUUGAGCGCGGCGAAGCCUUCCGUUCCUGCCUCCUGUCGCUCCUGCUGGCUCCGAAUGCAGACUGCGAACCCGGGGACGCAGUUGUCCAUUUCCUUUGACCUUGGGGACCCAGGAAGGUGCACUGCCCGCGGGGGUGGGGAGGGAGCGAGAGGAAUCCGACCCUGUCUCAGCCCACAGCCUCCGAGGUCUCCAAGUAAAGGGAAGGAUCUUUAGCUGCAUUAGACUUCAAAGCGUUUAGACCAGUUUCUCCAUCUUACGGAGCGGUGAACGGGCUCAGGAAUGUGGAGCGUUUCCUGGCGUCAAGCAGGUCAAAGUCAGCGCUGCUUUUUUUACAGACACUGCUUUUCUUACAGUCUUCGGUUAGUUCAGAUUGUAUACCUCUCCUGAAGAUGUCACCCAAAACCUCCUAUGGGAUUCUGCCGUGAUCAUCUCUCCACUCAUCCCACACCAACGCCAAAGAGAUCUUUUAAAAUGAACUUCCAUCAGAUUAUAAGCGCCAUGGCUAUGGCUAGUGUUAAAUUGCUUGCCGGUGUUUUAAGAAAGCCAGAUGCCUGGAUUGGACUCUGGGGUGUUCUCCGAGGGACACCUUCAUCAUACAAACUCUGUACUUCCUGGAAUCGAUACUUGUAUUUUUCUAGUACCAAGUUACGUGCACCAAAUUAUAAAACACUUUUUUAUAAUAUUUUCUCACUGAGACUCCCAGGGCUUUUACUAUCUCCAGAAUGUAUUUUUCCUUUUUCCGUAAGACUCAAAAGUAAUAUAAGGUCUACAAAAUCUACUAAAAAGUCUCUGCAAAAAGUAGAUGAAGAGGACUCUGAUGAAGAAAGCCAUCAUGAUGAGAUGAGUGAGCAGGAAGAGGAGCUUGAGGAUGAUCCUACUGUAGUCAAAAACUAUAAAGACCUGGAAAAAGCAGUUCAGUCUUUUCGGUAUGAUGUUGUCCUGAAGACGGGGCUAGAUAUUGGGAGAAACAAAGUGGAAGAUGCUUUCUACAAAGGUGAACUCAGGCUGAAUGAGGAAAAAUUAUGGAAGAAAAGCAGAACGGUGAAAGUGGGAGAUACAUUGGAUCUUCUCAUUGGAGAGGAUAAAGAAGCAGGAACAGAGACAGUUAUGCGGAUUCUCUUGAAAAAAGUGUUUGAAGAGAAGACUGAAAGUGAAAAAUACAGAGUGGUGUUACGGCGGUGGAAAAGUUUAAAGUUGCCUAAGAAGAGAAUGUCUAAAUAAAUGGAUUGCUUUUUAGCAAUAGAGCUGCUUUCUAGUGGUAAAGGAAGGGGUCACCUGAAAAAUAGGACAUUUUUAUUAAAAUAAAGUUCUCUUAGCGUUUGUGGAAUCUGCCGAGCCAUUUUGUGGAAAUUGGGAUCCAUAUCUGGAGACACUUCCCAAGGCCUGCCUCACCUCCACCCCCUGCCCACCUUGAUCCAUGCUCCUUUGACCUCCUCGUGUGAGAACCCCUUUGCCAGAGUGAGACGUGUGCAGAAUGAACUAAGCCCCAGAGGGUUUUAAUGGCUUGCCUGCUGUUUCCCACAUAAACUACCUCAGGAGUCACUGUAAAAUAAACUGGCCUUGUUGUCUUA